Peniophora sp. CBMAI 1063 is the source of this 2079-nucleotide messenger RNA. The record is from the annotation of a GenBank genome assembly. Lineage: Eukaryota; Fungi; Basidiomycota; Agaricomycetes; Russulales; Peniophoraceae.
AUGGCGGCUGCAGUGGCUGGUAACUCCGGCGAGCGGUCACGUAUACAAAGACAGGGUGCUGGGAAAUUACUCGAUGUGUCGUCUUUAAAAGAUAUCGCACGCGACUCGCUUGUGCUUGCUCUGAACUCGGUCAUUGGUGCUAAGACGCUCGUACUGGACCCCUCGCUGGCCGGCCCACUCAGCUUAGUCGCGGAGAUCUCGUUGCUACAACAACAUGGAGUGGACAAGAUGUUCUGGCUAGAGACCGGCUCCUUGACGGCCAGCACGACUAAUAUCGUGUACUUGUGCCGUCCGCAGAUCAGAUGGGUCAAGAUCAUAGCUGACCAGAUCAAGCGACAUGCCCGAGAGAACAGGAAACAUACGUACACCCUCCUUCUGGUACCCCGCGUGUCGACUGUCGUGAGUCGUGUGCUCGAAGACGAGGGCGUACUCGGAGACGUAACGCUUGCCUCCUACAAUCUACAAUUCAUUCCCAUUGCGGACGAUGUCAUUUCCCUCGAGCACGACGGAGCGUUCAAAGAGAUCUGGGUUGAUGGCGACGAAACGUCGGUAUACAACUCAGCCCAGGCUUUGCAUACCAUACAGCGCCUCUACGGAUUGUUCCCGCGUGUCCUGGGGAAGGGCGAUGUCGCCGGGCGUCUAGUUGAUCUUCUCCCUCAAGCCCGUAGCCAAGCAGCGAAGGAUGGCUCAGAUGACCAACUGGUACUGUCCGACCAAUUGGAUUGUCUCAUCGUCCUCGACCGAAGAGUCGACAUGGUUACCCCGCUACUCACUCAGUUGACGUACGAGGGUCUUAUCGACGAGGUCAUUGGCGUCAAGAACUCCCACAUUGAGGUGCCUGCCUCUUUGGUUAGCGCGCCUACGAACCCCUCUGCCCCGCCAACUGCGGCGGCUACCCCUCCGUCGGCGCCCGCACUUGCGAAGGAGAAGAAGCGUAAACAUCGACUGACGACAGACAAUGACCCUAUUUUUUCGGAGCUACGGGAUCUUAACUUUUCCAAUGUGGGAAGGCGACUGAACAGAGUUGCUCGAAGAUUGGGUGAAGAAUACCAGGCUCGUCACAAGGCCCAGACGCCUGCUCAGUUGCGCGAUUUUGUCGGGAAGCUGGGUGGACUCGAGGCAGAGAAGCAAGCAGUACACCUGCAUACCGGACUGUCCGAGUUGCUACUGCCGUUUACACGCUCGGAGGUAUUCAAGAAGUCGCUUGAAAUUCAACAGAAUCUUCUAGAUUCGUACGACAUAGCCGGCCAAAUCACAGCUAUAGAAGACCUCCUUGCACAGGGUGUGGACAUGCAACUCGUGGUCAGGCUACUCUGCUUAGCCAGCCUCACCGCGGGUGGUAUCAAGAGCAAGGCGCUAGAAAAUAUCAAGCGUGAACUUCUCCAGACAUACGGCUACAGCCUUCUUCCUGCGCUUCUGUCCCUGGCUGCGCCGCCCCUCGGAGCCCUACUGCCCAAUCCUCUGCCUCCGACAGCCCCGGUUGAACUUGCCAGCCUGAGGUAUCCCUAUGCUUCCUUGCGCAAAUCGUUGCGACUCGUCAUCGAUGGCGACGAAUCGCUUGAAGAACUCGAGAACGACGUCAGCUACGUGUACUCUGGUUACGCGCCAAUCAGUGUCCGGCUUGUUCAAUGUGUCGCUCAAAAGGGUGGCGUGCUAAGCAACCCUGCGGCGGGAAAAGACAAGGCGGCAUCAAGCGCAGAUCAGGACGACAAUGGGCGCGCUUCUGCUGUCAAGAUGCAAGCGCAUCCAAUCGUCGGCUUCAAGGGAUUUGAGGAUGUUGUCUCCAGCAUACCGGGUAGGACAAUCGAUGUCUCGCAAAAGGGAGUUGGCAGUACCGAAGCCGGUGCCUCGUCCGCACUGUUGCCUCAACGCGAGCAGUCAACCACAACCGUCGUCUUCUUCCUCGGCGGCUGCACGUAUACCGAGAUCGCUGCCUUACGUUGGGCCGGGCGUCAGAAUGAAGGUCGCAAGUUCCUUAUCGCGACCACGGGAAUUGUCAGUGGAGCGAGUAUUGUAGAAGGUAUAGCUGGCGUUGGGCGCGGCGCGGCGGCCAGCUCGAGAGAUGCGGGCUUGAGUUGA